Molecule: messenger RNA, 1551 nt
Organism: Epinephelus moara (kelp grouper)
Lineage: Eukaryota; Metazoa; Chordata; Actinopteri; Perciformes; Serranidae
Product: cysteine-rich and transmembrane domain-containing protein 1
Exons: 3
Coding region: 179-586 (135 amino acids)
Cellular component (GO): extracellular exosome
Source: RefSeq, a predicted model, not a curated record
CGCAAACGCGAUACGCACUCACUGGGUCUCUGGACAGAAGAGGGUCGCUCAUUGCGGUAAAAAAAAAUAAACAUAGUAAACACUAAAGACAGAGGGAGUUUCUUUUCUACACCGACAGUGCUGCUUUAAACAACAUAGGAGGAUACUAUUUAUUCACAGGUGAUUGUUCGACCCAAAGAUGAAUUUUGAGCAGCCCCCUCCAUACCCAGGCAGUGGCCCCACUGCUCCAGGCUACCCAGCCCAGGGCCCACCUCCCCAAGGCUACCCACCCCAGGGUUAUCCUCCACAGGGAUACCCUGUGAACAUGGAGCAGCCUAAUUCAUCUUACCCUAACUACCCUGCUGGACCAAUGGGCCCCGGAGGUCCUUAUCCUGGCCCAGGACAGCCUCCCUAUGGGUACGCUGGACAACCACAACCACAGUUCGGCUGGCAGGGGGGACCCCCUCCUGGACCCAUGUACGGGGAAGCUCCCAAAAACACAGUGUACGUGGUGGAGGACAGGAGAAGAGACGACACAGGAGACACAUGCCUGACAGCCUGCUGGACAGCUCUGUGUUGCUGCUGUCUCUGGGACAUGCUGACAUAACUACUCCCCAACUGUUCACCCCCAUUACCCCCCUUGCCCCCUAUUUCUGUGCCUCAGGCCCCAACCACCCUCCUCCCCUACCCCAAAUCUGCCUUAAACCGUGCACUCCCUUAAAACCACCUCCUCCAUUUCCUCUACAAGUCUUUUCCCUCGUCUAUAAAUAAAAGCCUCGAUCCCAUAUGGAAGUCUCUGUCUGGAGCCAUUUACUCUACCUUGACAAGAAGUCCUCAGCGCUGACUGACUGACUCUGUCCAGGGGCUACUCUGUAGCAGCUUGUAACUGAGCUUCUAAACAUAACCUGAAUUUCAGGCUCUUCGUUGUAAUCUUACACCAAUACACCACAGGCACAGACGCACACACACACACACCACGGUAAAUACACACACACAAACAGUAUACUUGGAUCUCAGGCUCAUCUAGUGUGAGGCUCUUUGGCACUUUAUGACGAUUACCUCUGUAAGAUAGUACUCCUGCCUGCCCUGUUAACCAUCUCCAACCUUCCCUAACCCUCCUCUUCAGCUGUGCUACUUCCCAUCGCCAAAGGCAACCCCCUUACCCCAGACCCUCCCCUAUAACCCAAAGGCCACCCAGACCCCGGCUGUUAAUGAGCCACAGGGCGCUCUUAAAAAGCUGAUGCUUGAAAUGUAUCCCUUUCAUUUGCACAGAAGCUGUUUUUGCCGACGUUAAUGUCUUCAGGUGGAAUCAAUAAGUGGAAUGCAUUUUUAAAGAUGACACUGAUUUAUGUUUGAUUACUGUUACAGUCGAUGGCCACAAUUUUUUUUUCAUGGUAAUCUUGAUAUGAGAAAAAAUAUUCCAAUGUUAUUUUUAUUACAUACCUUGGAGAUAAAACUGAAAAUCUGAAAAAAAAAGUUGUGAUUGAUUACACAAGAAACCAAAUGACCUGUCAGAUGCCUUUUUUUGCUUUGGAUGAGAAACUUGCAUUAAAAUAACUUAUUCCCAUGAAA